This is a messenger RNA of Aspergillus niger, 372 nucleotides long. RefSeq lists its product as uncharacterized. Bases 1 to 372 code for a protein of 123 amino acids. The transcript has 3 exons. The record is from RefSeq and is a predicted model, not a curated record. Lineage: Eukaryota; Fungi; Ascomycota; Eurotiomycetes; Eurotiales; Aspergillaceae.
AUGCGGACGCGGAGGAAGUUUGAAAAUAGACUGUACAAUGAUCCCCGCAUUUCCUCAGUAAAAAUUAACUACUGCUUUUGGCUGUAUCAUUUUGAAUUUGACGGCAAUGUCAAAACCUUGCCAGAUACACCUGCAGAAUCAGGUGAUGUAUGCGUGAAUGCCAAAUCCAUAUUUGACGAUUGGUGUCUCAUACCUCUUGAUACACUCGAGAAAAAGGCUGACAAGGCCUCGUUAGCUUAUCAGAUAGUCGAGGAUGUCUGUACAUGGAAAAGCCUCGCAGGUCAACACGUCUGUGCUCCUGUACAACUCAAGUCAGUGUCUGCAGGGAAUCGCCAUGCCCCAACUGUGGAAGCACGUCAGGUGAAUACGUGA